Molecule: messenger RNA, 1096 nt
Organism: Tripterygium wilfordii
Lineage: Eukaryota; Viridiplantae; Streptophyta; Magnoliopsida; Celastrales; Celastraceae
Exons: 1
Coding region: 58-810 (250 amino acids)
Source: RefSeq, a predicted model, not a curated record
CAUUAUCGUCCUCCUCUGUUCUUCAAUUCCAAUACUUCGAAUUGAAAGUCAUCCACUAUGUGUAUGUCAACGGACUUCCAUGGCUUCAAUCCCAGAGAUCGCAGCCACUUGAGAAUCAAAGCAUUCUUCAUCAAGCUCUCCGGUUUCAGGCCCAAAAACCCCAUCCCCGAAUCAUUGACUCUCGUUUACCUACCCAGAAUCAGCGGAUCCGAGCUCGAGAUCGAAGGCUCAAAGAUCCGACCUGACUCCACCGCGUUCGUGACUCUACACCGGGUCGUGAAUCAGAAGACGAGAAACGGUGAGGCCAUAUAUGGGAACAGAGAGCGGGUUCGGGCCGGGGAUGGGAUCCGAUUCGAAGUUUACUUGAGAGAGGAGAAGGUGUUGAAGGGCGUUUUCAGGAGAGUCGAGGAGGAUGAGUGGAGAAUGGAGUGCACGUGUGGAUUAGAGAGGGAGAUUUCUGACGUGGCAGCUGCGGAGGCUUGCGUCGCCGUGGAGGGAAAAUCGGCGAUGCGUGAGAGGGUGGAGAUGGCGGUGAAGCGGAAGAGGAAGUGUAGUAACCAGAGGGGGUUUUUGGAGGACAUACCGGAGGGAAGAGAAAUCGACGAUGAAUCUGACGGUCAGUGUUGUUGUUGCUCGUUUGGGGACGGUAAAACGGAUGGUGGAGAUUCAAAGGAGAAAGUGGAUUUGGAUCUUGAUAUGGAGGGCGUGAGAUGGGCCGUUGAUGUGGGGAUUUGGGUUGUCAGUCUCGGAGUUGGGUACUUGGUUUCUAAAGCUUCCGCUAAGAGCUUGAGACGAAUGAGGCUUCUCUAAGGCUUUUGGCCCAACCUUUUGGGCUUCACAAGGCCCAUUUUUUUGACAAUUGGAAAACUUUGUUCAAGACAAUUUUGCUUGCAAUACUGAAAUUAAAAUUCGUUUAUAGGUUAACCUAAUUACAUCCCUAAUUUUGUCCUUGUAAUCUUAAAUCUGGGUAUAACUUCUCCUAUUACAAACUUCUAUACCAAAAACACUAUUCUAUUGAGGGAAGUUACACAUGUAAAGUCAUAUUCACACCUUUAAAGAAGUUUGUAGACGUGGCUAAUGGCUAUUACGUUGUUAA